GCCCUUAAGCCAUAAUCCAGACAAAGCCGCCUAAGCAAUGGGGCGGCUAAAGCGGACAUCUCGAUCACGUAUCGGUGGGGUGAUUCCUGGUUAGCUGCUUCCCUGCAUUUGGCUAAGCAAAUCUGUACAACAAUCAUGCGUGUCCCAAACGUCGUAUACGCAGCAGUAGCCUCUUUGGAAGAUAUAUUUUUUUUCUUUAGACGCAUUAGCAGGCUAACAAGACAGAUGAAAGGCAUUUUUGAAUAUUAACAUCUUUCUGUCGGUCCACUGUAGCUUUCUUUCAAGCCCCCCGCCCGGGCGACAGGCCUGCCAUGUUUUUACUUUCAUUGGGCUGCCGAUCCUGGAUUCGGAAAUGCAUGAAUGAGGUCAUUUUAUGUCACGCUAGAACAACAAUUGAAAAUAGUCUUAAUGAAAUAGAAAUCCCACCGCUUGACGUUUUUUUGUGGAGUGACAUUGCCUCUCUCUAUAGAGACGGGUGUUUGCUUGGUCCCCAACGGCAAGCUCUACGCCGAGCGGCCGUGAGAUUUAACACUUUUCUGUCGACAUGGGACUACCUGAUUGUUUGAGGAAGCCCAAGAUGGGGAGGGGAAAAUGUGGGGAUAUGGCUGUCUCUUCUGCAACGCAUCCUGAAUCGAUUGACAGGCCCGCAGUGGCGGAAACUGUAUCGAGGGAGUCAGGCGGAUAUUUACUUUUCCACCCAGCGUCGAAUGGCACUCUUUUCCUUGUUUGGAGUGAGAGGGAAGUGGAUAAGGCGAUGGCUUUUUUUGAACCGAAAAAGUCUGUGCCUGGCUUCAAGUUCAAGGUUAACGGCGGACGACAAGAAAUUUUUAGGAACUUGCUGAACGACAAGAAAAAUUACUACGAGGGAUGGUGUCAAUUUUUCAAGACUGCAGUCGAAUUCAAUGGCGAAUGCAGGCUGUUGGCGGGGGCUGACACAGCUCCGCUAAAAGUGACUGUUGCCUUUUUAUAUGGGACCACAGUGAAGAAGCUGACGCAAACACAAACUCUGUCGACAAGUGGCGUAGUUGCCAUAGGAUGUGUGCCAAUGGCACAGACUACAUUCGACGUUCGGACGAUGCACAGGGAGUUGUUCUUGGGGAGCGCACGACAAAGCGGAGCUGCUCUGGCCCUGUAGGAGUGAGCCAACACCAAAAAGGAAUGCGGAUAAAGUGGAAGAUGAGAAAGCGCUGGACGUCUAGUGUGCCAACAGUACACUCGAGUGCCAGGCCAUCGGUUUGGAGAGCAGCGCUGGAGAGUUUGUGAAUUUGGGAAGGAAUGCCGAUCGAUACUGAUGCCUCCCGGGGAAAGAGGGAGGGAGCUGCCCCCUGUUUUUCACGUCGCGCUAACUACAUCGCUGUCGUAGGAACAUCUGCCGCGUCGUGGCUCCUUCUGAAUGUGACAGAAUAACACGUUCUCGAUAUUUCCGUCGUCCACCCAUUCUGAGAAAUGGAACAGUUGUCUGCACUUGUGCUGCGGUGAAGGGUGAGCCUAGUGGACCUGGUUUCCUCGAGAACGAUCAGCUGAUUGCAUUCCAGCAGACAUCAAGGCUCCGGCUGCACUGAAGUUUCUUGAUGCGGGCGUCACUGUGAGGCGUCUUUGAUACAGAGCACCUGCUAGAGGAACCGACGCUACGUUUACGUUGUGACAUUUUAACGACUCUUUGAACGGGAGUAUAGCGCGUCGCUUCCAGGACUUGACACCAGGAGAGCGUCUGCCAUUAUAUCGUUAUUUUAUGAACAUGCGGUUCUUUGGCCCACACUGCUAGAUACUGGGUGCAAGCGAGCGCCUCACACAAAAAAGUGGAGGCAUGUAUCUGUCGUGUUUAGCAGUCAUCGGCAGCUAGUAGACCCCAUCGUGUGUUCAGAGAGCCAUGCUCUGUCGUACAUGGGGAUGAGUGUCACGAGUUAGGCAACAACUGCUCGUACACUCUUGCUCGUUUUUCCAGUCAGUUACUUUUCAGCUGAGACGAAGUAGAGUCCAGGUUAAGGCCGUAUUGAGCGAAUGAUAUGCUAUAGAAUAAGCUGUUCCUCACUUGUCAUUCACUAUCCCAUUGUUUAUACAACGCUUCCAUGAGGCUUCGGAUGUAUUCGAGACAUCCGCCGGCACACGUUAGGCAUGACAGCGGAAUUCUCCCACAUGAGGAGUGCCCCAUAUUCAUCUCAGGUGGUUGAGAAGCUAUCCGUGUAUCUCACGAACUCUUUCGUUUUUUUGCGGUAGUGAGUCUGUUUCUGGAUAUUAAGGGCUACGAGAUAGCACUUUUCAAAUAAUCAUGGAGCUAGCAACUGUUCUAUAUAAGGUUACAAAAUAUAGCUAUCAGAGAGAUAACACUGGGCAAUAUUUCUGUUUUGCAGUGGGUCAUACCCUCACUUCUUCGAUUUAUUAUUCUCUCCCCUCACACUUUUCUCUCCCUUGCAGUCCAUUUUGUGUAAAAAAAUAUGGCUAUACUUGACUGAAAAAUGCGUAUCCUCGGACGGCAACGCGCAUGAAAUGUGAACUGUGGGUUCUGCUGGUGACGAAGAGAUUAUU
Toxoplasma gondii ME49 is the source of this 2526-nucleotide messenger RNA. RefSeq lists its product as hypothetical. The record is from RefSeq and is a predicted model, not a curated record. The transcript has 2 exons. Lineage: Eukaryota; Apicomplexa; Conoidasida; Eucoccidiorida; Sarcocystidae. The coding region runs from base 545 to 1135 and encodes 196 amino acids.